UUCUCCUAUAUACGUAUGCCUACAACAUCAGUGCAGUCUGCAGACACUUUUCAUACCAACAACACAUGGACGAUGAUGUCCAGACUAUUACGGCAUUGCCUAUUUUUAACAGUUGCAGUCGAAAUCGCAAAUUGUCAAAUAUAUACAGACAGACCGAAAAUCAAAUCAAAAGAUGGAGAUCUUAUUCUUGAACCGGCGUUUGAUAAAAGCAUAUAUUUCCUCACAAAUGGACCUCAGUCUACCGUCUUCGUUGGCGAUGUCAACUUACUAAACAUAAGCGUUCCAAACAAUGUGAAGCAGUAUACACCCGUGCAGAAUGAUGACAUAGAACAAUUAAUGAAGGGUCGCAAUGGAAUAUUACAAAGGUUACAAACAUUGGAAAGCCAGAAUGUUAUAUUACCUAGUGAUCUGCAAUAUAACAUAUCGACAAUCUGGACAAGAAUAAAUAGACUAACGAACAGAAUUCAUAAUCUUCAACUGCAACUUAAUAACAGGGCGAAAGAUGAUUGUCAACCACAUACAUGUCAAAAUGGAGGUACCUGUUUAAAUCUAUUGAAUGGAUAUCACUGUUUGUGUCCCUCCAAUUGGGAAGGACGAAAUUGCGAAGUUGAUGUGAAUGAAUGUCGCAAUUUCGUUGGUACAGAUUUGGGAUGUCAAAAUGGAGCAAUUUGUAUUAACAGACCCGGUACUUAUGAAUGCUUAUGCAGAUCAGGGUGGCUUGGAGUUCAUUGCACAAGAAGAGAGAAGGAUUGUUCUGGGGGAAAUUACGAAAUGUGUGGUCAUGGUACGUGUAUACCAGUUACAUCAGGCGAGGGUAUCAAGUGUAUAUGUGAUCAAGGUUGGACUACAAAUGGAACCGGAGUUGCAUGUCUCACUGAUGUGAAUGAAUGUGAUACGAGUCAAGGCCCUCGAUGCUCCAUUAAUCCAAAAGUAGAGUGUAUCAAUCUUCCGGGUUCAUUUCGCUGUGGUCAAUGCCCACCGGGUUAUGACGGAGACGGCUACAGUUGUUACGACAUAAAUGAAUGCCAAACUAUACCCAACGGUGGCUGUAGUCCUUUGGUAGCAUGCCACAAUACUAUAGGGUCUCGUAUUUGUGGACUUUGCCCACCUGGUUACGUAGGAGAUGGCAUCACAUGCUCAUGGAGAGGCUCGUGUAAUAUUAACCAUGGAGGAUGUCAUCCAUCAGCACAAUGCAUAGAGAACGCAGCACUUGGUGGACAAACUGCACAAUGCAUAUGUCCUGAUGGCAUGGAUGGAGAUGGUAUUGGACUUCAUGGGUGUUAUGUAUCAGCUGGUUAUAAUUCCACUCUUAACUGUGAAGACAAUCCUUGUGGUCCUCAUGGACAGUGCCACGUUCUUCGGACGGGAUACACCUGCUUGUGCUACAGAGGAUUCACUGGCGCUCGUUGUAACAUUCCACUAGACUACUGUGCUAAUAAUCCGUGUCAAAAUGGUGGUGUAUGUAGAACAGACGAAACUAUGGCAAGAGGUUUUCGUUGUGAAUGCACUGCUCUAUAUACAGGAAUAAUGUGUCAGGUACGUGCUAGAAAUUGCGGAGGUUUAUUAGAUAAUGAGGAGGGCAGUAUUAUUUAUCCCAUAUCCAAUACAACUUAUGAACAUAAUUCCAAAUGUGCAUGGGUUAUUCAUACUGCACCAAAUAAAGUUAUCAAUGUUACGUUUAGUAAAUUUAAUUUAGAAUUAGAGCCUGAAUGUCGUUAUGACUUUUUACAAAUGCAUGAUGGUCAAAGUUCCUCUAGUCAACUUAUAGGUAGAUUCUGUGGCAAUACAUUUCCUAAAGGUGGCAAUAUCAUAUCAAGUCACAAUAACUUAUAUCUCUGGUUUCGUUCAGAUAAAACUGUGGCUAGAGAUGGCUUUGCAUUACAUUGGAAUAGUAUAGAUCCGAUUUGUGGUGGAGAAAUAAAUGCAACCACGCAUGGGCACAUCAGCUCUCCAGGGUCCCCAGGAAAAUAUCCGCCCAAUAGAGAUUGCUAUUGGCACUUAACUACUUCUUACGGUAAAAAAAUACAGUUACAUUUCUUUGAAUUUGACAUUGAAGCACAUGCUAAUUGUAGUUAUGAUUAUUUAGCUAUUUAUGAUGGAGAACACUCUACUGACCCACUUCUCAACAAAUAUUGCAACUCAACCCAACCAGCUCCAACACAGUCAGCUGGCUCAGAAUUAUUAAUUCAUUUUCAUUCCGAUGCUUAUAGUUCCGGCCACGGAUUUCAAAUAGCGUAUGCCCCCAUAGACGGCGUGCCAGGUUGCGGUGGAUACUUUACUGGGGAACAAGGUGACAUUGUGUCACCGUCGUACAACGGAUUGUAUCUAAAUAAUUUAUUGUGUGAAUAUAAAAUUAAAACUGGUCCGGAUACUAAAAUAAAAAUUGAAAUUAAAAGUUUUAAUUUGGAAAGGUCUCUAAAGUGCAUCUAUGACUAUUUAAAAAUCUAUGAUGGACCAUCGUCCGAUUCACGUCUCGUUGGUAAAUUUUGUGGUAAUGUCUAUUAUCCAAAAUCUUAUAUUUCAUCUUCAAAUUCUUUGUUCAUUAUAUUUAAAACUGAUCGCACCAAAUCAUCCGAGGGCUUUAGAAUCAGUUAUAAAACAAUAUGCCAAUAUAGUAUAACUGGUGAUAGUGGUGUAAUAAAAUCACCUGGAUAUCCUUUCAACUAUCCAGGAAAUAAAGUAUGUGAAUAUAUUAUUGAGACUAUACCUGGAAAGGCGAUACAGUUAACCUUCCAAGAUUUUGAUAUUGAAGAUAAUCGAUACUAUAAUUGUCAAUAUGAUAAUAUCGAAAUAAGAGAUGGGCCUAAUAUGAAUUCAACUCUUCUAGGAAUAUUCUGUGGAAGUGCAGAUCAUACCCCACCUACACAAACGUCCACUCAUAAUUUCCUGUAUUUAAAAUUUACUUCCGAUAUAAGUAUUUCCGGUACUGGUUUCUAUGCAAACUAUACAACAAUAGACGUAGAAUGUGGUGGUAUAUAUAAACAGACAACCGGUCUUAUAAACCACCCAUCUGGUGAUACAGCACUAUACAACAACGGUCAAAACUGUACUUGGAUGUUGAUAGCACCCGAGGGAAUGCACAUAAAAUUAAGUUGGAAUCGAUUUGACUUGGAAGAAAUGCCAUCGUGUGACAGUGACUACUUGGAAAUUAUCGAAAUAGAUAAUAACAAUAUGAAUGAAACAAUGGGCAAAUAUUGCGGUACCGUUCUACCUCCAGCUAUAACGACGAUGACUAAUCGCCUUAUGCUUCAAUUUGUGUCUGAUCGAACUAUUCGCUCAGCUGGUUUCUCAGUAUCCUACACAUUUUUAAAUGAAAAAACACAUUGCGGAGGAACAUAUGUUAAAACGCAUGGUUUCAUUUAUUCUCCUGGUUGGCCUAAGAAUUAUGAAGCUAAUCGUGACUGUACAUGGACCAUCAAAGUGCCUGCAGGACAACAAAUUUCUCUCAAUGUUUCUCAAUUUGACUUAGAGCGAUCUAUUCGCAACAAAUGUGAUAUAGGGGAUUAUUUGGAAAUACGAAAUGGUGCUACAGAAAAUGCACCAUUGAUUGGUAAAUAUUGUGGUUACUUCAAUUGGAAGCGUUUUAUUUCAACAGGGAAUUCAUUAUAUUUACAUUUUCAUUCUGACUUCUAUAUGGGUGGUGCCGGAUUUAAAAUCGAAUGGGAUGGUACUCUGCAGGGUUGUGGAGGUACACUUACAAGUUCUAGUGGAUCUAUAUCCUCUCCUAAUUAUCCAGAAGUAUAUAAUGAAAAUGCUGAAUGCUUUUAUAAAAUUAUUACAAGUCAUGGCUCCCGAAUCAGAAUUAACUUCAAAGAGUUGGAUUUGGAGCGUACUCCGCAUUGUAGAGACGAUUAUGUAGAAAUAUUUGACGGCAGAGAUGCUAAUGCCGAUAGUUUAGGAAAGUUUUGUUACAUGUCACCCGCAGCAAAUAGUAUCCAUACUACGACAAAUAUAGCAUUUAUUAAAUUCAGAUCUGAUUUCUACAUGGGAGGUAAAGGAUUUUUACUUGAUUAUACUACAGUUUGUAUGAACAAUAUUACUGGAAGUUAUGGUGUUAUUGAAAGCCCUGAUUAUCCAAAUAAUUAUCCAUUUAAUUUGAACUGUUUAUGGACAAUAAACGUUUCUAAAGGAAGUAAAAUAAAUAUAACAUUUACACAUUUUGAUAUCUAUAAAUCAUUUCACCGGCCACAUUAUCGCCGUUGGUGGAGUACACCGCGGCGACCAGGUUGUGAAAGAGAUUAUUUGCAGCUGAAAGAACCAUCUCAACUUCAAGAGCCUAAUAAACUUUGUGGAACAUCUAUUCCUUCUGCUUUGAGCACAACAGAUAACACAUUACAAAUAAAAUUUGUAACAGGAUUCUUUAAUUUUCAUUCAGGGUUUAGAUUAGAGUGGGUAAGGUAUGGUUGUGGAGGGCACAUCAAAAAAAGUUAUGGCACUUUGUAUAAAACAAUAGAUUCCAAUGGAGAGUUGGAAUGUGAAUGGAUUAUAGAAGCACAGGCAGGAAUGAGUAUCUUUUUAGCUUUGACAAAAUUAUAUGUUGCAGAUUCUGAAAACUGCACAACCGAUUCAUUAGAAAUUUAUAAUGGACCAAAUAUUCAAUCGCCACUAAUAACAAAAAUAUGUCACAAGAAAGAUGUAACAAUACAAGGUAAUACCAAUUUCUUAUUUGUGAGAUUAAUAAAACAAUCGACACUAAAGAAUGUUCACUUUGAGAUCCAAUACUCGUCAAGUAAAUCCGUUUGCGGUGGCGUAUAUAAUUCAGCAACAGGGUUUAUUACAUCGAAAAAUUACCCCAAAAAUUAUGAAAAUAACAUGGAUUGUACUUGGUCGAUUACAGUAACUGCAAAUCGUCGAAUAGAACUAAAUUUCCUUGACUUUGAUCUAUAUUCAAUCGCCAACUUUGAAUCAGAUUCUUCUAUUUGUGGAGAUUCAAUUAGAAUAUAUGAUAGCACAGAUAUUUCAAAUGCAAACUAUACAAGCAUUAUUUGCCCCAAUACUGGUUUGUCACAAUAUAUAUCAAAGAGUAACACAUUAUUAUUACAGUUUGUGACUGACAAUUAUGGAACAGCUAAAGGUUUUAAAGCAAAUUUUAGUGAAACAUGUGGUGCUACAAUAACAGCAGUAUAUGAAGGAAUAAUAACGAAUGAUAAAUUCAUUAGUCGUACCAAUUUAAGUUGUAUCUGGACAAUUCUUGCUCCCACCCCAGACAAGAAAAUAUCAUUAACAAUAACUCAUAUAUCAUUGCCUUAUACGAAUGAAAUAUCAAACAGAAGUUGUCCAUCCUCUUUUCUCAGAAUUUAUGAUGGAAAUGAUGAAAAUGCUCCCCUCAUUGACGAAUAUUGUGGACACAAAAUACCCUCUAUGAUUGUUAGUCACGGAAGCGCCAUUACUGUUAAACUCGGUACCAAUACUAAUAAAAUUAUAGGUCAUUUUUCUGCACACUAUACUGCAACUGACUCUGCGUGUGGAGGUACAUUAACUUCAGAGGAAGGUGCUAUAGCUUCACCUGGUUUCCCACGUUCAUAUCCAAUAAACACUGAUUGUGAAUGGAUUUUAAAAACAUCGCCUGGAAAUAAAGUGUACUUGACGUUUGAAUCAUUUAAGAUAGAAUAUUCCGAACAAUGUAAUCAAGAUUAUUUAGAAAUUCGUGAAAACAAUGCUGGCGGUCGUCUGUUAGGUGUCUACUGUGGUGACAAUAUACCAAUAAAUACAACCAUAGCUUCAGAAUUAUUCAUUAAAUUUCACAGCGAUAAUAUAUACAGCGAUCAAGGAUUUUUCAUUCGUUACGGAUUUAUACAUGGAAACGAAAUCACAAACAUUGAAAGUGGAGAAAUAGCGUCACCUUUGUACCCAUAUCCAUACGAUAGACCAAGUGAAUAUUGGUGGCGAAUUACAAGUGGCGUUGAAAUUAUUACUCUUAUUAUUGAUAAAUUAGAAAUUCAUACUUAUGGAGAAAUAUGUUAUAGUAGUUUAACUAUUUAUGAUGGACAUGAUGAUGAAGCUCCGGUUUUGGGACAACUUUGUGGCAUUUUAUCUGAAGAGAAAGUAAUACAUACAUCUUCUAAUGCCGUUUAUAUCAAGUUAUCAUUGCAUGAAUCAAACAGUGGUGGUCUUUUCCAUCUACGGUGGGCGCAAGAAAAUAAAAUUACAGAAACUGAUAGUUCUACAUUUAAUUGUGGUUCCAAUGACACCAAAAUUAUAACGCCAGGUCACGUCACUAUUUUCAGGUCACCUAAUUAUCCUAAAAAUUAUGAUGAUAACUUAAACUGUCAGUGGAUAUUUAAAGCUAUACCGGGACAACAUUUGAUAUUAAAUUUUAAUGAUUUUCAACUGGAGGAAAUAAACAGUUGUUUUGCUGAUUCUAUUUCUAUUUAUAAAUCAGACGACCCAUCUCAAUGGACUCCUAUCAAAGAGAAUAUAUGUACUGCCGACAUUACGUCACUAGGUUUUAAUUCAAGUAUGUAUUUAAAAGUGAAUUUCCGUACUGAUUCAUCGGUAACAAGGAAAGGUUUCCAGGCUCAAGUACGGUCUGUAUGUGGUGGUACAUUCACAGAUUUAUCUGGUGUGUUCGGUCCAACUAUGUCCGACUACAUGAAUAUUUAUCAACCAACAAUAAGAUGCAAUUGGAUAGUAAAAGUUCGUCCAGGAAAACACAUAAAAUUAAAUUUUGAAUAUUUCAAUAUUACAAACAAAGAUAAUGAAUGUAAGACAUUUGUUGUUUUACACAAUGGUGAUUCAAUGGAGUCACCAUUGUUAUCAAGCGGAAAAUAUUGCGGUUACUCACAUGAAAAUACAAAUGAAGUAGUUACUUCAAGUAAUGCAUUAUUUGUGUCGUAUGAGAGUAGUUUCUUUCAUAAUCCUCAGCAUAUGUUUCAAACUUUCAAAAUACGAUAUGAAGAGGAAGGUGUUUAUUGUGGUACGGUUAGUAAAUUAGACAUUGAUCAUCCAUGGGAAAUUAUAAGUUCGCCAAAUUACCCUUCAAUACCUGAUCCAUAUACCGAAUGCAUUUGGAAAUUCAGUGGACCACUAGGUGAAAUAUUAAAAAUAGAUUUUAUAGAUAGAUUUGACUUAGAUUAUAUAGAAGAUUGUCCUACAGAAUCCAUUGAAAUUCAUGAUGGUCUAUCGGAUUUAGCUCCUCUAAAAGGAAAGUUUUGUGGAGAGAAGCCAGGAACCAUUAAAACUAGUAGUAACACACUUUAUAUUAAAUACUUUACUGCUUUGUCAGAACCAAAAAAUGGGUUCAAAGCUAAUAUUUCUAUUGAUGUUUGUGGUGGUACCGUCUUUUCCCCCGAAGGAGAAUUGAAGUCGCCAGGAUAUCCUAAUAUGGUAAAAUUAUCUUCUGGCACAGUUUGUGAAUGGCGCUUAAGAGGAAAACCUCGGCAUAUCUUAUUUAUUAAGGUACUAGACUUGGAUUUGCCUGAAUCAGAAUCACCGUGUGGUACAAAAGUUACGAUUGAAGAAAAUUUACCUGGUAACCAUACAGUAGUAUCUGAGUUGAAAACAUUUUGUGGUGACGAUAUUGUAGAUGUUGGAUCAGUAGUUGAAACAUCUACAAAUGAGGUAACAAUCAAACUACACCUUGGUAAACCAAGCGAAUAUACAGCAGUAACUCAAUCACGUGGUUUCCGAUUUACAUUUAAUACUUCUGUACCAUCAUGCAACGGAAUUAUUACAACACCAGAAGGAUAUUUAACAACACCAGGGUAUCCUCGGGAAACCUCGAUACGUCAGUGUCAAUGGCGUAUUAUAGUUCCAGAUAAAAAACGUAGAGUUCGAUUAGAGUUAUUAGAUUUUGCUAUUAACAAGCAAAGAAUCGGAAUAUAUAAUGACAAAAACUUCCAAACCAGCAUAGGAUAUGUCUCUAACAGUUAUAAUACAACUAUAUUCGAAUCUUCGGGAAAUGAACUAGCUUUAUACGUAUGGUUAAAUUCUUACGGAGAAACGCAUCGAUUUAAAGCAAGGUUUAGUUCUGACCAAGAAGCGUUAUGCGGCGGCACAUUGGGUGGAGUAAUGGGAGAAUUAGUAUCUCCAAUUCUUGACAGAUCGUAUUCUUGUAAUUGGCAGUACAAUCCAAACCUAAUAAGAGACUUUAAAAAUUAUAGCACAUUGUACAUUACUGCCACAGUAAACUCUUCUGUGACUAGAACACGAUGUAGAUAUGCAGACCCAAAAUUAAAGAUAAAAUCAGCAAAUGAUCGUGGAAUUGUCGGUUUCCAUCGCGAAAUUUGCGGUAAUACCGAAAUGUCGUAUAGGAUACCAACUACUGUAGUCGACUAUAGAGCGACAAAGAGCCACAGUGAUUCUUUUUACUUUCGCGUUCAGUGGAAAUUACAACAAUGUGGUGGGUUUAUACAUGCGGGAGAUAAUGCUGUUAAUAUUAUAAAUAUUCCAAACGCAGCUCAUAAUGAUACUAUAGAUUGUGCUUGGAAUAUUGAAUUGCCUCUAGGAAAUAAAAUUGAAUUGAAAUUAGAGGGGUCUUUUCUAUUAGAAUGCGCCGACGAAUUCAUAAAAAUAUCGCGUAAUGUAGCUUUUUCGGCUUAUAUAGGUGAUUACUGUAAGAAUAAAAUGCAAGAUACUGUUAUUAUCGAAUCAUUUUCAAAUGUUUUAGUCGAGUACCACUCCAAUCCAAAGAAUUCAACUAAUAUAAAACUAAUGGUAAAAACAACCAGACAUAGUUGUGGGGCAUUUUUGGGAACCUACGAUAGAAUAUUUGCAUCGCCUAAUUAUCCCAACAAUUAUCCUAAUAACCAAGAAUGUUCUUGGGAAAUUAAAUCUGAUUUGGGUUUCAGAAUAUCCCUUUCCUUUAUCAAUCGGUUUGGUAUAGAAAGCAGACCAAACUGUACAAAAGAUGCUGUCAUAAUUUAUGACUGGAAAGACGAAGUAUAUACUGAGAUCGCUAGACUAUGUGGUCGAGAUUUGCCGCCAAUAUAUAAUUCCACAUAUAAUCGCAUGAAAGUAGUAUUACGUACCGACGACGAUAUCAAUUUAUAUGGGUUUCAAGCUAUGUGGAAUCCUUUAUGUGGAGGAACGUAUGUAGCCACAGAGAAAGAACAGUUUUUAUACAGUCCUGGAUAUCCUUAUGGCUACAGACCACAUAUGGAUUGUACAUACACAAUAAAAAAAUCAGUUUCAGGUCAAAAGAUCUCAAUCAAUUUUUUGGAAUUCGAUGUAGAAGGUCCAUAUCCUAGCUGUGAGAGUGAUAACGUUACAAUAUCAUCAAUCGGUGAAUAUGAAUAUUAUUACGACACAUAUUGUGGAAAAGAAAUUCCUCAUUUCACUCCUAGUUACGAAGACGUAAUAAUAAAUUUCAAAACCGAUACCUUUGUUCAAAGAAAAGGUUUUAAAUUAUCUUUUUCGUUAUUUUCUUGUGGUGGUCAAAUAAGGGAACCCAAAAUUCUGACGGCAGUACCCCUAGGUAAUUAUUAUAAUAAUAUGAAUUGUACAUGGCUUAUUGAAGGCCCUAAAAAUAAAACAGUGGCUUUAAAGUUGCGUUAUGUUGAUUUAGAAAAUAAUUACAUGUGCCGCUCCGAUUAUCUAGCAGUAUUUGAUGGUUUAAUAGCAACAGAUGACAAACGUCUGGCAUUAAUCUGCGGUAGUGAUAAUUCUACAACUGUAAUUAGAAGCACGGGCAACACCAUGGUUUUACAGUUCAUUACUGAUGGCAGUAUGGUAUACAAGGGUUUCAAAGCUGACGUUUUCUUUAGUUAUUCCGAAUCUGUAGGUUGCGGUGGAAAAAUUAAUAUGUUGCCUACUUCAUCUUAUGUUUUAAAAUCUCCAUUUAUCAAUUCGAAAAAAAUUUAUGAAAAUUACUUAGACUGCCAUUGGAAAAUUUUAGCACCUGCUGAUUAUUCUAUCAAAAUUCAGUUUAUGUCUUUUCAUAUUGCACCAUGUAAAAAUGAAAACCAGACCGCAUUAGGUUAUAAAUGUGACUGUGAUUUAGUAGAAAUAAAAAAUGGAAUAAAUCCUGACAGUUACACUAUAGGUACUUACUGUGGCCACAUAUUGCCACCACCGCUUACUACGUCUAGUAACGAAAUGAGCGUCAGACUUUCCACAGAUGGUGAAAUAGUGAGUUCUGGAUUUGAAGCUACUUUAACUGUUCAACGAUCACAGUGUGGUCAAUCUAAAUUUAACGUAUCAUACGAAACUACUACUAUAAAGUCACCAGGGUACGAUAUGGGACUAAUUCCAAGAGAAAGUCGAUGUAUUUAUCACUUGAUAACAGAUAACAACAUGAAUUCCCCUAUUCACAUCCGUAUUGUAAACCUCGAUUUAAAACCUGGUACUUCAACCACAGAAUGUGACAAAGAUAAAUUAGUAUUAAGUGUUUCCAAAUCUGUUCUCAAUACACCCCUUGGUAAAGAUUAUAUUAUAAAAGGGAAUACUGACGAAUUCUACGUGAACAUGGCCUCCAUUGUAGAUUUUAAUACACCUAAACAAAUAACACUUUGUGGAUCUAAAAAAAUGUCAGACAUAUAUGUUAGUGGAAGUGUUACCAUACACUUAGAGACAUCACCUGAUUACGAUACUACAAAGUAUCAAGGUGUAUCAAUGGAAGUAUCUUUAUGCGGUGUCUGUGGAAAAAACUAUACUGAAAGGCAAGGUAGAAUAAAAACGGCAUACUCAAAUAUCGACGAAGGAAGCAAAGAUUGUUAUACCCUCAUAACUGCACCUGAAAACUAUACCAUAUCUCUAUAUUUCAUAUCAGUUAAUCCUGAUUACUGGAGCAAAGAUGUCUUUUUAGAUAUUUAUGAUGGUAACAACAUCACGUCUACAAAAGUAGUAAGCAUUAAUACUGAAUACUAUAAUAAUCCUGUAUUUUCUUCAGGGAGAUAUCUUUUAAUACAUAGUCAUCAAUUAAACGAUGCUCAAAUUACUUACGAUUUAAACUAUGUUGUUACUAAUAAAGGUCGUGGAUGUGGAGGACAAUUAUUCAAUGAACAGGGUAUAAUAACUAGCCCCUUGUAUCCAGACAUUUAUCGCAAGAAAAACAAAUGCGAAUGGGAACUAGAAACACCUGUAGGAACGCGUCUAGCGUUGCAUUUCAGCACCUUCGACUUAGGCAAAGACUGUGAUAAUAAUUACGUGGAAAUAGUAAAUAAACAAGGUAACAGCAUGUCAACAUUCUGUUCCGAAACUCCCGCAGAUUAUAUAAGCACCGACAACUACGUAAAGAUAGUUUUCAUCACAACCAUGAACAAUGGUGGCUCAGGAUGGGUUGCAGAAUUUGUUGGAAUUUUAUAAAUUAUAUAGAUAUACCUUUUGUAAAGCAGUAGUUGGUAGACACAUUAACUAACAUUAAAAUAUACAUAUAGGUAGGUAAUUAUUCCAAAAUGCAAUCAUUCGACUCAUUUUUCAAUUAAAUAUUUUGUAGCCUCCCCGAGAGGCACUCGACGUGGAUAGCUAAAAAUAUCUCUCAUUGCUUUCCCAGUUACAUUACUAGGAACGAAUAAAAAAAGCCAACGCUACGUUAUACUACGAUCAUGCAACCAACGGUUCCCUCUAAUGAAGAACUCAACCGCUGACGACAUUCAUUAUUUACAACUUACCUUACAGGAUAAUAUAAUUUACCAACAAAUUAAUUAAAAAUAAUUGCAAAUAUUCAAAUACGGAACUGCAAUUUAAGAGAUUUUUCUAAUAUGUUUGGAUAGUUCCCGUCCAUAAUUAUAAUCUUGUUCUUAAGGAAGAAAUAAAAAAUUUACUAUUGCCAUCUAUAAUAGGUAAUACAUAAAGAUGACUUCUUCCAUGGAGCCUAAUUGACCGGAUGACCAAAUGCGGAAUCCUAAGAUUCCUUAGGGUAACUUGCACAGCUCUACCUAAUAGCAAUUCUCAUUGUAAAGGUAGUACUCCUCACGUUGGGACCCACCUAAUGUUUGUUCCUUUUAGUAUUAUUUAUUUAUUAUAAAAUUAAAUGUUUGUCAAUGAAAAAUCUGUAAGUACAGUGUUGAAUUAUCUAAGUUUACCUAGAUACUAUCUGUACAUUUGCUUACAUUAAAAAUAUGCAAGUAGCUGUACUUAAAUAGUUGCCUAGUUGCGUACUUUGUUAUAGAUAUUUAUACCUAAACCUCAUCCUAUGUAUGACAAUAAAAAACAUUAUAAAUACAUAAA
Molecule: messenger RNA, 12108 nt
Organism: Galleria mellonella (greater wax moth)
Lineage: Eukaryota; Metazoa; Arthropoda; Insecta; Lepidoptera; Pyralidae
Product: cubilin
Exons: 1
Coding region: 16-11244 (3742 amino acids)
Molecular function (GO): calcium ion binding
Source: RefSeq, a predicted model, not a curated record